Messenger RNA from Arxiozyma heterogenica, 1479 nucleotides. RefSeq names its product putative mRNA-binding protein CTH1 (gene CTH1). Lineage: Eukaryota; Fungi; Ascomycota; Saccharomycetes; Saccharomycetales; Saccharomycetaceae. The record is from RefSeq and is a predicted model, not a curated record. Bases 1 to 1479 code for a protein of 492 amino acids. The transcript has a single exon. Gene Ontology annotation, molecular function: metal ion binding; mRNA binding.
AUGCUAUCUAUUGAUUUCACUAAUCUUGAACAUAAAAAUUAUCACCUGGUCACAAACUCAUCUCCUUUUACAACUGUUGCUGGUGGAUCCAACACAAAACCAUUUUUACAAGCAGUGUUGUUUGAUACAAAUAUUAUUGAACCAUCUUCUUUGUCAUCAUUAUCAUCAAGUGUAACUAAAUCUACUGCUACCAAAUUGGCUACUGCUAUUACUAGUACUAGUACUACCGCAACAACAACUGCAUACAUUCGGGAUUCAUCGACUCAUGAAAUGGAUAAUUCAAGUUGUAUAACACAAUUGAUUAAUAAUAAUAAUAAUAAUAAUGGUAAUAGUGCUAAUAACUUUAUCAAUGAUGACCAUUAUGCAUCCAUAUAUAACAAUAAUAUAGGCUCAGCGGUCUCUAAUAAGAAUACUAAUGAUGAUUCAAUAGAAUAUGCACUAAAGAUAAAAGAAAUUGAAGAUUAUUAUUUAAAAUCAUUGUUGAAUGAAGACACAAAUGAUAACGAUACCAAUGAUAAUGAUAAUAACAAUAGUAAUAGUAAUAGUAAUAAUAAUAAUUUAUUAUAUUCCAAUUAUUAUCAUUCUUCCCCAAUAAUAAACAAUCAAAAUCAGAUAAAUUUAAGACCAAAUGAUUAUCAGCUAUCAUAUUAUGGUAUACAGAAUCAUUUAAAUGGUAAUAAUAAUGAUAAUAGUCAUAAUAAUAAUAGCAUUGAUCGAAGAAAUUUAUUAGAAGUAGAUAUCAAUCAUAGUUUUAAUCAUAGUUUGCCAUUGACAACAGAAAAUUUACAAAAGCUAUCCUUAUCUAAUAAUCACAUUAACCAUAAUUACCUUAAUUAUAACCCAAAUACAUCUUCCUAUUAUAUAUUUUCAAACCAGAUUAAUAACAAUAAUAGUAAUCCUCAACAUCAUAAUCAUAAUAAUAAUAUUCUUUCAAACACAUUUUCUAACAAUGUUUCUUAUCCAUCACAAAUCCUGUCACAACAACUGCAAAAACAGCAACAAAAUAUUCCAUUAUAUAAUAUACCGGUGGUAAUGCCUCCACCUUUGAGGCAACAACAACAACAACAACAAGCAGAGAUCAAUAAACAGUUGUAUAAGACAGAAUUAUGUGAGUCUUUUACCACUAAAGGGUUUUGUAAAUAUGGCAAUAAAUGUCAAUUUGCACACGGUCUAAAUGAAUUGAAAUUUAAACAAAGAUCAAACAAUUUUAGGACAAAACCUUGCAUUAAUUGGGACAAAUUAGGUUAUUGUCCGUAUGGUAAGAGAUGUCUUUUUAAGCAUGGUGAUGAUAGAGAUAUUCAAAUAUAUGUCAAGGCAGGCACGAUAAUUGAGAAUUUAGAUAAUACCAAUGGUAAUAAUAGUGAUGCAACAUCUAAUUUAAACACUGCUAACUCUACUACUAGUGGAACACCUCAUGUCAGACCACGACACAAAAAUUUGCAUGCAAAUGUUAAAAGAUUACAAAAGAUUACAUGGUGA